This is a messenger RNA of Caenorhabditis elegans, 1915 nucleotides long. It is a transcript of the gene viro-2, whose product is annotated as WH1 domain-containing protein. Lineage: Eukaryota; Metazoa; Nematoda; Chromadorea; Rhabditida; Rhabditidae. The transcript has 9 exons. The record is from RefSeq and is marked reviewed. The coding region runs from base 8 to 1858 and encodes 616 amino acids.
AUAGACAAUGAUUACAGUUGAAUUGAGUGAUUUCUUGGAAAUUAAUGAAAAGGAAAGUGUUCUCAGAGGAAUAUCAGCAAGUGAUAAGAUACUUUCAUCUGGAAUUUGUCAGUUUCUUGUUGCUGAGAAUGCACAAUGGAGAAAACCAGAUGAAGGAGCCGCUGUGGCAUUGUUCCUGAAAAACAGUACGGAACGAUAUUACCGGAUAAUAGUAAUGGAACCAUCUGCAGAUCCAGAUUGGGAGCCAACAGUUCAAUUUGAUUUUCUUAUUAGAGACAAAAAGUUUGAAACAAUGCAGGAACAUGCAAGGUUACUCGUUUUUGAGGCAGAAUCCAGAUACAUUGGAUUGAACUUUUACGACUCAAAGGAAUGUGAGAACUUUCACAAUAGUGUUUGCAAACGACAAACGAGAAGUACCGAUAAAGCAAAGCAGCCAGCAUUGGAGGGAAAGAAGAAGAAGAAAAUUAGUUUUUUUCAUAAUCUAUUCAAAUCCCACAGUGAAUCAAAAAAUCAAGUUGAAAUUGGAGCACCAACAGAUUUUCGGCAUGUUGAUGGUGUGAAGUUGACAGAUGUACAAGAAGAUUUGUAUAUGCAAGUUAGGAGUAAAUUGAAUGUGAAUAAUCCAGAAGAAGAGGAAAUUGUGAAGCAAGUGAUUGUAAGAAAUGAAGAUCAUAUUAGACAAUCAUUGAUGGUGAAAAAAGAAUCUCAAACUGUGAAAGAAGUUAAGGACAAAAAUAAAGAUAAAAAAAAAAGUAAAAGCUUUUUUGGACGUAACAAACCAAAAGUCGAGGAUGUUUCUCAACCGAUUGUACCAGUCAUCACUGGUGAUCCAUUGAAUCCCGAUUGGACAUCUAAUUCCACGAGUUCCAUGUCUGCGUCGUUCCGGUCUUCGUCUACAGUAACCGCAGCAACAUCAUUCAAACAUAGUCACACUUUUGCUGCGGAUCCCAUCAAGACUACGGACUGGGAAACUCCGAGAAAAGAUACUUAUGGAUCUACAAAUCAGCGACAGCCUCAAAACAUUUAUAAAUUCGAACAAGAACACGUUGAACAAACUUAUCAAAUUGAGAAAAUUGAAAUGGACGAUACACCGCCAGAGUUGCCAAGUAGAGGUGCUUCAAGAAAUCCAGAAGAUCAGAUGACUAGAGGAGGUCUCUCAACUCCUCGAAUUCCAACUCAUCGUGACUCCUAUCGUUGGGCUACAAAACCAGACACUGUACCGAAGCAGACUCCUCCUCCAACUCCAAAUGCACCUUCACAUUCUCAUCAAGUUGAUCAGUUUGCUGAGUUCAAACUAGUGGAACCUAAAACACCAACACGAGUGGCUCCACCGCCCCCUCCUUCGGCUCCGCCUACUAUUAAAUUCCCUAUUUCGACUGGACCAUCGUACUCUUCGACAACUCCACCUACCACUCCAAAACCUGCUCCUCCUCCUCCAUCACGUAUUCCAAAUCCUUCUCCUUCUCCGCAACCUGCCGAAGUUAGUAAAUCUCCACCACCACCUCCACCACUUCCACCGAUUGCAACGCCUUCUUCUGUACCUCCACCUCCACCUCCACCUCCACCUCCACCACCGGCUCUAGAACAAGAAAUCUCUGGGCCACCAACAGUUAGAUUAACUGCUGUUCCAGAAUCUAAUUCUGAUCGAAGAAGUCUAAUGGAUCAAAUCCGUUCAACCGAUCGUUCACAAGUCUUGCGUAAAGUCAGUGAUACACCUGAAACGAGGCAAUCUGUCCCAUCAACGACGUCUGGAACAAUUGUCGAUCAGAUUCAGAACUUCCUCGAUGCAAGAAGAUCCGGAAUAAAUCCAAGUGAUUCCGAAGAAUCUGACGACGACGAUGACGAAUGGAGUGAUUAGGAUUUUUAAUUGUAAACUAGACGGAACAUUAGACUUUUGCAAUAAAAUCCGUUUAUU